Molecule: messenger RNA, 2670 nt
Organism: Verticillium dahliae VdLs.17
Lineage: Eukaryota; Fungi; Ascomycota; Sordariomycetes; Glomerellales; Plectosphaerellaceae
Product: adenylate cyclase
Exons: 2
Coding region: 1-2670 (889 amino acids)
Biological process (GO): intracellular signal transduction; cyclic nucleotide biosynthetic process
Source: RefSeq, a predicted model, not a curated record
AUGCCGCAGAGGUCCAUCAAGGCGUGGCCCCAGCUCGUCGAGCUGUACCUGUCCGGCAACGAGCUGACGACGCCGCCGGCGGACGACCUGGAGGAUAGCAGCCUCCUGCAGGUGCUGCACAUCAACGGCAACAAGUUCACCAACCUGCCGGCCGACAUAUCGCGGGCUAAGAAACUGACGGUGCUCGACUGCGGUAACAACUCGCUCAAGUACAACAUUGCCAACGUGCCCUACGACUGGAACUGGAACCUGAACCCCAAGCUGCGGUACCUCAACCUGUCGGGCAACAAGCGCCUCGAGAUCAAGCAGACGGUCGUCGGGCCCGGCGCCGCCAGCCGCGAGCAGCUUGCAGAUUUUAAUAGGCUGCAGAACCUGCGCGUGCUCGGUCUGAUGGACGUCACGCUGACGCAGCCCACGAUCCCCGACCAGAGCGACGACCGCCGCGUGCGCACGUCCGGCUCGCUCGCCGGCCACUUGCCGUACGGCAUGGCCGACACGCUCGGCAAGAACGAGCACCUGUCGACCGUCGACCUCGUCGUGCCGCGCUUCAACUCGUCCGACACGGAGACGCUGCUCGGUCUGUUUGACGGGCAGGCGCUGACCACGGGCGGGUCCAAGAUUGCCAAGUACCUUCACGAGAACUUUGGCCACAUCUUUGCGCACGAGCUCAAGCAGCUCAAGCCGCGCCAGCAGGAGACGCCCGCCGACGCGCUCCGCAGGGCGUUCCUCUCGCUCAACAAGGACCUCGUCACCGUCGCGACCCAGCACAACGAGGACAGGGCCGUCACCACCGGACCGGGGCCUAAGGUGGCCGCGCAGCCCGUGGUGCUGAGCAAGGAGGAUCUCAACUCGGGCGGCGUCGCGACGGUCGUGUACCUGCAGGGCACCGAACUGUUCGUCGCCAACGUCGGCGAUGCGCAGGCCAUGCUCAUCCAGACGGACGGCUCGCACAAGAUCCUGACGCGCAAGCACGACCCCGCCGAGCCGACGGAACGCCAGCGCAUUCGAGAGGCGGGCGGCUGGGUGUCGCGCAACGGCAAGCUCAACGACCUGCUCGAGGUCUCGCGCGCCUUUGGCUACGUCGGCCUCAUGCCCUCGGUGCAGGCCGCCCCCUACGUCAGCAACGUGACGAUCCGCGAGUCGGACGACAUCAUCCUCCUCGCGACGCGCGAGCUCUGGGAGUACAUGUCGCCGGGUCUCAUCGUCGACGUCGUCCGGUCCGAGCGCGGCGACCUCAUGCGCGCGUCGCAGAAGCUCCGCGACUUGGCCAUCGCCUACGGCUCGGCCAGCAAGAUUAUGAUCAUGCUGCUCAGCGUCUCGGACCUCAAGAGGCGGAUGGAGCGCUCGCGGCUGCACCGCGGCCAGAGCAUGUCUCUGUACCCGUCCGGCGUGCCCGAAGACCUGCAGAGCCUGCCGCGCCGCGGCAAGAAGACCAAGGCCGGCGAUGUGCUCGACUCGACGCUCCAGCGGCUCGAGGCCGAGAUUCCCGCGCCCACGGGCCAGAUCUCCAUCGUCUUCACCGACAUCAAGAACUCGACGACGCUCUGGGAGAUGUACCCCUCGGCCAUGCGCUCGGCGAUCAAGCUGCACAACGAGGUCAUGCGUCGCCAGCUGCGGCGCAUCGGCGGCUACGAGGUCAAGACGGAAGGCGACGCGUUCAUGGUGUCCUUCCCGACGGCGACGUCGGCCCUGCUGUGGUGUUUCGCCGUGCAGAUCUCCCUGCUCGAGGUCAACUGGCCGCCCGAGGUGCUCAACUCGGUGUCCUGCCAGCCGCUCUUCGACAAGGACAACGCGCUCAUCUUCAAGGGCCUGUCUGUGCGCAUGGGCAUACACUUUGGCGAGGCGGUCAACGAGAUGGAUCCGGUGACUAGGCGCAUGGACUACUUCGGCCCCAUGGUCAACAAGGCGUCGCGCAUCUCGGCCGUGGCCGACGGCGGCCAGAUCACCGUGUCGUCCGACUUCAUCUCGGAGGUGCAGCGGUGCCUGGAGACGUCGCAGGACACGGACCGUAACGGGUCGACGGGGUCGGACGACGCCUUUGACGACGACCAGAGCCUGGCGGCGGCGAUCCGGCGCGACCUGCGGUCCCUGAGCUCGCAGGGCUUCGAAGUCAAGGAGAUGGGCGAGCGCAAGCUCAAGGGCCUCGAGAACCCCGAGGUCGUCUACUCGCUGUACCCGCACGCGCUCAUCGGCCGCGCCGAGCAGCACCAGCAGCACGACCGCGGCGUCGAGGUCGAGAAGCCGGCGACCAUGCAGCCCGGCAGCGAGCUCGCCUUUGACCCGGACCUCAUCUGGGGUCUCUGGCGCGUCAGCCUGCGGCUCGAGAUGCUGUGCAGCACCCUGGAGAACGAGAGCGGCCGCGCGCUGCAGGCGCCCGAGACGGAGCUGCUCGAGCGCAUGAAGCAGCGCGGCGGCGAGGUGACGGAGCGGUUCCUGCUCAACUUUAUGGAGCACCAAGUGAGCAGGGUCGAGACGUGCACCACGACGCUGGCGCUCCGGCACAUGGCCAACGGCAGGGCGCCCAUCGGGCAGCUCAACGAGCUGCGCGCGCCCAUCACCGACGUGCUCGCCCAGGUCGCCGAGCAGAUGGCCGAGCUGCAGCGCUACAAGGCGCGGUUCGGCGAGCUCCAGAGCCUCUCGGACGAGGGCAGCGACACGGAGCAGGAGUAA